Toxoplasma gondii ME49 is the source of this 255-nucleotide messenger RNA. RefSeq lists its product as hypothetical. The record is from RefSeq and is a predicted model, not a curated record. The coding region runs from base 1 to 255 and encodes 84 amino acids. The transcript is spliced from 4 exons. NCBI's taxonomy places the organism in Eukaryota, Apicomplexa, Conoidasida, Eucoccidiorida, Sarcocystidae.
AUGCCUUACAUUGCUUCAUAUACGACCAUUAGCGUGCAAGUUGUCAGUCUCAAUGCACAUGUAACAAACAUCCAUUCGCGUGGCAUCUUGUGUCGUCUUUCAUCGUCGCAGCAGCCGGUCGGCGGAAGUGUUGUCGCUGUUGCUGGUGAUCUCGACUUGACGGGUCUCUUGAAGAACACAGAAAGUGAAAUCUCCAAGAAGAGGUCAUGUGAAGAAAGAAUAAGAGUAGCGUGUAGGGCAAGAAAUCUAGUUUAG